Messenger RNA from Lutzomyia longipalpis, 3173 nucleotides. It is a transcript of the gene Drep1, whose product is annotated as DNA fragmentation factor subunit alpha. NCBI's taxonomy places the organism in Eukaryota, Metazoa, Arthropoda, Insecta, Diptera, Psychodidae. The record is from RefSeq and is a predicted model, not a curated record. Gene Ontology annotation, biological process: apoptotic process; regulation of apoptotic process. The transcript is spliced from 3 exons. The coding region runs from base 238 to 978 and encodes 246 amino acids.
AUCACUCUUCGGUCUACUUCCAGGCGCAAAAGACGUAUUCUCUCCUCGUGACGUUUUACGCAUUCACUUUCGGUGUCAAAACAAAGGAAAGUUGUCAAUUAUUUAGUUUUGGGCACGAAAACACGCGUGUUUACGUCGUGAAAAAUCAAAUUGGUUUUCGCGAGUGUUUUUCCCCCGCAAAUUAACGAACUUUUCCACGAAAUCCGGGUGUUUACACAGCUCAUUCAUAUCCCCCAAAUGGAUGCGGAAACAAUUCCAGCUGUGGAGACCGAUAAUAGGAAGCCCUACAAGGUGAAGGACGUCACGAGGAAUAUAAAGAAAGCCGUCGUAGCGGCUACAUUGGAAGAAGUUAAAGCGAAAGCAGCGGAAAAAUUUGGACAACCGGCGGAUACACUCCCAACGAUUCAUUUAGAUUCAGAUGGGACAGAAAUUGAUGAUGAGGAGUACUUUCAGACACUUGAACCCAAUGCCGAAUUAAUUGCCGUCUUCUCCGGAGAACAAUGGAUGGAUCCCACGCACUACGUAACAAUAACAACCCGUCGUGAUUCAGCAGACAGCACCGACUGUGCCGACGUGGAGCGGGUGCAUUUGAAAAAGUUGGUGGGUCAGCUAAGGAAUAAUUUAUGCAGCGUGUCUGUGCUGAGUGAGCCAGAUUUGGAAUUACUCUCAAAUAUGGAUCCCAAUUCACUGGCAGACAUCACGGGCAAGGACUUCAUUGAGCAACUCAAAGAGGCAUCAGGCAGGUUAGGGGGAGGGACCGGAUGGAGUGGUUAUCCUCCCCAUCUUGACAGUCUCAAUGUUCUUUUAUUUUCUCUAAUCUAUUUAUUACACCUUCCUCAAUAUUUGGCGAAAAGAAAUUCCUCCCAACUCAUUUUCACCAAAUGCACCAGCAUGAGGCUCUUUUUAGAAUUGAAAAUUUACCCUAUUUUCUCAUUUUAUUUUGUAGAUUUGAGAUUUUUUAAUAAGCAUAAAGCAUGAAAAUUAUUUGAAUGUUCUCAUUACAAAUUUUCCAUCAAUUUUCCAAAAUAUUUUGCCGUUUUUCCUGUACAGCUGAUUUAAAACACUAAAGGGUUAAAAUGAUCAUUCAGAUAUUAAUUAAGCUAAAACAUCCCAGUGAUUUUAUUAGCCCCAUGAAUGUUCAAAUUAUGGAAAAUGCAAAGUUUUUUGAGAAAGUCCAAAAUAUCACAUUUGUCGUCAAGAGUCAGACAAAUUGAGGAAAUAUACAGCUGGAAAAUUUCAAUAAAAAAACAAUAUUUAAAAUCUUUAUGCAUGUUCCAGGAAAAAAAAUAGUGAAUCAUUUUACCCCACCAUUAAAGAUACUGUUUGCGAAAUUUCCUAAAUUAUACGCGAUAAAUUACACUUUAUUACGGAGCAAGCACGUUUACCUUGACUUCUAAAUCCUAUCUGUCAUUUUUACUGCCAAAUCUGUUCCUUUUUCCCACAAUUCCUUGUUUUCACCACUCAAAUUCACCACUUCGAGUGCGCGCCAAAUUCAAAUAUUAUUUUAUUUCAUAAGUUAUCCGAACAGAUAUUUUAUUUUUUUAAUAAAAGAAACAAAGGGAACAAAGAAAAAAAUAUUCCAUGAAUAAGGAACUAUUCAAAUGAUUCAAACUCAAUUUAAACUUUCCAGUGGUAUAGUGUUUCAAAAUAAAUCAUAAGGGUUUGAAGUUUUCCCUGUAAAAUGGAAUAAUUAACAAGUUUUUGAGGUUGUAACCACAUAUUAAAGAGCCCUUUGAUGGAAACGACCAAUUUUCACCUCAUCUUAAUUAAAUUUCUCCUCAAUUUUACUCUCUAAAAUUCAUUUUCAUUCUUGCGUGAAAAAUUUCGUCCCAUCCACGAGCUUUUUCGCGCUUUUGAUGUCUCUCUGAGUACAUACAGAUCCCAUUUUUUGGGAGAAAGUUCAAUUAAUAGGUAUGGGGGUACCUAUCUACUCAGCAAACUUCCCAAAUGAUUCUGUCUCAUCUUCACACUUUUCUAUUAUGAUGACGGAAAUGAGAGAAGAUAAAUUGUUUCCAACAUAUAAGAAAGAGUUUCAAGAGACGUCAGCAGUGUGCAAGAGAGCGGGCGCAAUAAAUGAAUCGGAAAUUGCCAGUAUUUUGGAAAAGAUGCUGAGUAUUAUAUAAAAUAAUAAUUUAUAAUGUGAAGCUCAUGAGGGAGUUUCAUACAAAAUUCGCCUAUUUCACUUUUUAACUAUAUAUACAGCAAAAAGCUCUUUUAGUUUUGCAAUUCAAUUCAAUUUUAAUGACUUUCAAUUAAAAAAAAAAUAACAUAGAACAUUGUUUUUUAGACAUUAUUAAUGUUGCAGCAAUUUAAUUAGAAGUUCUGAAUGAAAUAAUUUAAGCUUGGAAAUACUAUUGAUGUGUUGGAAUAGAAAUUAAUACCAAUGCAGAAUUUCAUUUAAUUUUGGAAAAUAACAUUAAUUUCAGCAUCAAAUCAAAUUAUUUGACAGAAACAUUGAUUUUUUGUAGCAUUUUUAGUGCCGAAUUUUUAUUUAUUUAUUUUUUCAUGAAUGUAAUUAAAUCUUGAGUUCAAAAAUUUGAUUUAUGUAUAAUUCUGUCCAUAUAGGUAGGUACCUAUGUUUUUUACUGUAACAAAGUUUAUAAUUUGUAAAACAAAAAAUUAUGGAAGACUGGAACUACACGUUCCCAUAAAAUUCAGAAAAUUAAAAGAAAAUUAUUUUCGCGAUAAAAAAUUACAUAAAAGUGGAAUUUUUAAACAUAAUAAAACACAUUUAAAUUUAGAAAGAGAACGACAAACAUUUUUAAUUAAAGUGUCAAACGUUAAAAAAAAAACAAUGUCAAACUUCAGAAAUAUCAAAAGGAAGUUGUCAAACGUUGGAAAAUGCAUUUACAAAUCCAUCUUCAAUGAAAGAAUUUAAAGCAAAAGUAAAAUAUAGAAAGAAACAUUAAGUGUUACAAAAUGAAGUUUUAACUCAGAAAUACCAACAUAAAUUUAAAAAAAUUUAUUUCUUUUUAUCCUGAUAAAAUUGAGUUUACUAAACCUCAUGGAACGUUCAAAUUUAACGUAAUUUUUCUUCAUUAGUAAAGCAUAUUUAUCUCUAAUGAAAUAAUACUGAUGUACUGCUGAUUUAGAUGUAAAAAUUAGUACAAAAUAGCGUGGCUAACGAGGAAAAAUUUCUCAAUUAAAUUGUUUAUCGACUUCUCAGAAAAAAA